This is a messenger RNA of Solea solea (common sole), 3662 nucleotides long. It is a transcript of the gene dag1, whose product is annotated as dystroglycan 1. The record is from RefSeq and is a predicted model, not a curated record. Gene Ontology annotation, molecular function: calcium ion binding; laminin binding. The transcript has 4 exons. Bases 614 to 3292 code for a protein of 892 amino acids. Gene Ontology annotation, biological process: morphogenesis of an epithelium; muscle attachment; axon guidance. Gene Ontology annotation, cellular component: dystrophin-associated glycoprotein complex; sarcolemma; basement membrane. NCBI's taxonomy places the organism in Eukaryota, Metazoa, Chordata, Actinopteri, Pleuronectiformes, Soleidae.
AGCAGUUGCAGCAGCAGUUCUCUCAGAAACAGGACGUGUGUGUGUGUGUGUGUGUGUGUGUGAAAGAGAGAGGGAGAGAGUGUGUGUCCCAGUAUAUCUCUGUACGUGUGUGUGUUCGGUCAACGGAGCCACACACACACGCGAUUUUUUUUUUUCGUCUUUUCUUCUGUGAAUCGCGUGAAUUUUUUCUCACAGAAUCUCACUGUGGAUUUGUUCUGAACCGGAACCGGAGCGGGAGGAGCAGGAGCAGGAGGAGCAGAAGGGGCAGCAGGAGCGGGAGCAGGAGGAGUAACGGCUCUCACCGGAGCUCAGUCACGGUCUGUGAGUGUGAUGGAACUCCUGACCCUGUGAGAGGGGAGGAGGACAAAAGAGCGAGGGAGGAGGACGAAUAACUCCAAAGGAAGGAGGAAGAAAGAGGACAAAAGAGAUUCCUGCUCGGCGCCAGGCGAGGACAAGAGUGGGCGGAGACGGAGAGGGAGGGAGGGAGCUUUGAAAAGAAGGAUUUGCUGGAUCUGUUGGGGGUGCAUGCUCCUCCCCCCUGACCCCCCCUCCUCCUCCCACUUGGACGUCGUCCUCUUGUUUCUUUUUUCUUGGCCGAUAACAAAGGUGAAGAAUGUGGGGUGAAGUGAGAGUGGGCCCCCUGCUGGUGACCAGGGUUCUGGACGUGAGACUCUCCAGGACGUGCGCUGUGCUGCUCUUCUCACUCGUCACCAUGGCGACCUGGCUGCAGCCGCCGGUCCACGCCCAGGUGGAGAUCGACGCACUGAGAGAGGGCGUGGUGUUGCCGGAGGCGGGAGUGCGCGGCGAGCUGGAGGCGUCCAUGUCCUCGUCUCUCCUGCAGGAGUUCCGGGAGGUGACGGAGCGGAUCGGGGCGAUGGAGGGCGGAGCUCAGCAGAACAGUGCCCCGCCCACUGCCUUCCCAGACUCCUCAGCGGUGGUGGGUCGAGUCUUCCAGAUGAAGGUGCCAAACAAGAUGGAGGACGUUUACGUGGGCGAUGUCGUUGAGAUGACUGAGAUGGCGAAGGAUUCUCUGCCCGUGUGGCUGCACUGGGACGCCAGCAGCCGAGUCCUGCAGGGUCUCCCUCUGGAGGAGGACAAAGGCGUCCAUUACAUCUCCGUGUCCAUCUCCAACAACACCAAAUCCACAUCCGCUGAGGUCUUUUCCAUUGAGGUACACCCUGAAGAUCACUCGGACUCGGACGCAGCCCAGUCAGGGUCCAACCGAGCCCCCACCAAAGACGCUGUCCAGCCGUACAUGUGUGGCAACGAGGAGCCUGUUACUGUUCUGACGGUGAUUCUGGACGCUGAUUUAACCAAGAUGAACUCGCAGCAGAGGGUGGAGCUCCUGGAUAACAUGAAGGUUUUCUCAGGGGUGGAGCUGCAGCAGAUGAAGAUCCUCCCUGUGGUCAACAAUCGGCUGUUUGACAUGUCUGCUUUCAUGGCCGGGCCAGGAAAUGCUAAAAAGGUGGUGGAGAAUGGUGCUCUGCUGUCGUGGAAGCUCGGCUGCUCACUGGACCAGAACACCGUCCCCAAUAUCAACAGCGUCCAGGCUCCGGCGAAGGAGGGCACAAUGUCGGCCAUGCUCGGUUACCCGGUGGUGGGAUGGCACAUUGCCAACAAGAAACCUCAUGUCCCAAAGAGAGUUAGGCGGCAAUUAAACAACACUCCUACACCUGUUCUGGCUGUGGUCCCCCCGACGACUGUCGUGGAGCCUCCGGUGAGGAUUAUCCCAACUCUGUCCUCCCCGUCUAUAGCUGCACCAACUGAAAGCUCUGCUCCUCCUGUACGAGGCCCAGUUCCCCUUCCAGGAAAGCCUACAAUCAAAGUCCGUGACUCGAUUGCCCACACUCCCACACUGGGACCUCCUCAACCAACACGGGUGAUGGAGACCACCAGCACAAUCCCCAUCCAGGCGACUAUGACCAGGCCUAUUUAUGUGGAAGCCACAGCCACACCAUCCACACCCACCAGGCGACCUACCAAGAAACCCAAGAGGCCUAAAACCACACCUGUGCCCAGAGAGCCAAAGACCUCAACAGCAAAACCGGCCGCACGCACCACCCCGUCACCUGGCAUCAUCCCAGAUCCAUACAAUCACAAGCCUAUAUUGAGUAAUCCCCUCGACCAGGUCGACGCAUUGGUCGGCACGUAUUUCGAGGUUAAGAUUCCAUCUGAUACGUUCUUUGACAAAGAGGACGGAUUAACAGAAAAGCUACGUCUCACCUUGAGACAGAACCACAAUGAAGUGGUGGGAGAAGGUUCUUGGAUUCAGUUCAACACCACCAGCCAACUUCUCUAUGGUCUACCUGAUGUGCAGCAUGUGGGAAAACAUGAAUAUUACAUGUAUGCCACAGACAAAGGUGGCCUCAAUGCAAUAGAUGCUUUCGAGGUCCGAGUAAACCGCUGGCCCGUCAAUGACAAGACCCCAGUGAUUUUCACGGCACGAUUGGAAGGGGAGCCGCGGUCGGUCACUCAUGACAUUCACAAGAAAAUCCUUCUGGUCAAAAAGUUGGCGUAUGCCCUCGGGGACCGCAACAGCAGCACAGUGAGUCUUCGGAAUAUCAGCAAAGGCUCCAUUGUGGUGGAGUGGACGAACACGAGCCUCCCACAGCAUCCGUGUCCUAGGGAACAGCUCGCUGUCAUGAGUAGAACCCUCGCCAACGCUGAUGGUAGGCCCUCACAGACAUUGAGAUAUGCGAUGGAGCCUGAAUUUAGACCCCUGGACGUCAGUGUCAAAGGAAGGGCGAGCUGCAGAAUGUAUUCCUUCAUCCCACCGGGAGAGAUUGAUAUUCCAGAUCCUCCAACUGUCACUCCAGGUCUGGGAUCAAGCCGGCACAGCACCGACGACGUCUAUCUCCACACCGUCAUUCCUGCUGUGGUGGUCGCAGCAAUCUUGCUAAUAGCAGGUAUCAUUGCGAUGAUCUGCUACAGGAAGAAGCGAAAGGGCAAGCUGACCAUCGAAGACCAGGCCACCUUCAUCAAGAAAGGCGUGCCCAUUAUCUUCGCGGACGAACUUGACGACUCUAAGCCUCCUCCGUCUUCCAGUAUGCCCUUGAUUCUGCAGGAAGAGAAGCCCCCACUUCCACCCCCCGAGUACCCCAACAUGGCCACACCAGAGACCACACCCCUAAACCAGGAAAUGCUAGGGGAGUACACAGCACUGCGGGAUGAGGACCCCAACGCCCCCCCAUACCAGCCGCCACCUCCCUUCACGGCUCCCAUGGAGGGCAAGGGCUCCCGUCCCAAGAACAUGACUCCGUACAGAUCUCCACCUCCCUACGUGCCACCCUAAGACUUGCUCAGCCCUCCCCUCGCAGGGAGGAGGGAGAGGAUGCCUGAGGAACUGCAAUGGUUUCCAUUCUGGUGUCUGUCUGGACAUUUACAGGGAGAGAUGUCAAAGAGGUGCUCAAGUACAACACAGUUACAAGGGGUUUUGGUUUGGGUGGGGGGGGUCGGGGACAGCUGGGAGGGACUACUGUCUUUUGUGGUAGCCCAGCUGCUACAGUGGCCUCAGACAAACACGUUCUGGUCAGCACUGGCUCUGGGGUGGAGACGAGCGCUUCUUUCCCAGCAGCAUUUCAUGAUUCUCCUCCGUUGAUUUGGCUUUAAUUUUCCUUUUUCAUCUUGAUCCAACAUUUUCAGACAUUUGCCUAAGAACUCUU